AUGGCACCCUCCAUCAGCGACUUCCCUCACUCCACCCCCUCGCCUCAAUCCCCCGUCUGCAAGAUAGGCAUCAAUGGCUUCGGCCGCAUAGGCCGCAACGUCCUCCGCGCCGCCCUGCGCAGACCGGACCUCCAAAUCGUCGCCAUAAACCACACCUGCACCACCAUUGACGACCUCAUCCACCUCAUCCGCUACGACUCCAUCAACGGCCACAAAAUCGCACUCACCUCCGAACGCACCCUGCAGAACCUCAACUGGGCCGCCCUAGGCGCAGAGUACGUAAUCGAAUGUACGGGGAAGUUCACGAAGUACGCGCAGGCCGUUGAACAUAUUACCCUCGCGCACGCGAAACGGGUUAUCAUCUCGGCGCCGAGCGCGGAUGCCCCGACGUUUGUGUAUGGCGUUAAUAGCGACAAGUACACCGCCGAUGAGGGGCGGCGUGUGAUCUCCUGCGCGAGCUGCACGACCAACUGCGUGACGCCCGUGCUGAAGGUCCUGCAGGGGCAGUUUGGGAUUGCGCAGGGGUUCCUGACGACUGUGCAUGCGGCGACGAGGUCGCAGCAGGUGUUGGAUGGGUAUAGUCGGAAGAAUCGCCGACUGGGUCGGAGUGUCUUUGAUAAUAUUAUCCCGACGACGACAGGUGCAGCCAAGGCUAUUGCGACGGUGUUGCCCGAGUUGAGUGGGAAGGUUACCGGAGUGUCGAUCCGGGUGCCGACGCCUAACGUCUCCAUGAUCGACUUGACCGUCAGUAUGGAAAAGCCCACCUCGCUGGCUGAGAUCCUGGCUGUGUUCCGCCGCGCGGCAAAGUCGGAGCUCGCCGGGGUGUUGGCUGUGAGUGAUGAGGAGCUCGUCAGUAGUGAUUAUCUUGGGAACCCGCAUAGUGCUGUUAUUGAUGCGCCGGCUUGUUUGGAGUUGAAUCCUCAGUUCUUCAAGAUCAUAGCGUGGUAUGAUAAUGAAUGGGGAUACUCGAAUCGGCUGCUGGAUCUGGCCAAGCAUGUGGCUUCACAAGAAACUUGAGCAUAGAUAGACUUACGGG
Messenger RNA from Aspergillus novofumigatus IBT 16806, 1036 nucleotides. RefSeq names its product type I glyceraldehyde-3-phosphate dehydrogenase. Lineage: Eukaryota; Fungi; Ascomycota; Eurotiomycetes; Eurotiales; Aspergillaceae. The coding region runs from base 1 to 1017 and encodes 338 amino acids. The transcript is spliced from 6 exons. The record is from RefSeq and is a predicted model, not a curated record. Gene Ontology annotation, molecular function: NAD binding; oxidoreductase activity, acting on the aldehyde or oxo group of donors, NAD or NADP as acceptor.